CAUCCGUCGACCGUGCUCAGCGAUGGCCGCAGCUGGUUCGUCUCUGGAGGCUGUGCCGCCACGGGAGGCUGCCGGCGGCCCCGUCAAGGAGGAACUUGGCCUUCGCGACUUCAUGGCGAAGCAAGCCGCCAUGGGGAAGCAGAAGGCAGGAUCCACUGGUUCCGACGGGCAGCCAGAACCCAAGAGAGCAAGGACGUCUGGCGGCGGCCGCGGGCGCGGCGGCCGCGCGGGUUCGGCUGCGAAGCCGCCUGGUGCUGCUGCUGUUGCCGAGCCGCCAGGGCCGCCACAGAAGAAAGCUGCUGCUGGAACGCCGCCACCAGUCAAGGCUUCAGCGGUGCCUCCGCCGAUGAAGUCGUCGCCAGCGAAGGCGGCGCUGCCUCGGAAGGCGGUGGCGGCCGCCGCGGCCGCAGUGCGCGGAGCUAACAUGGAUCCAGCUGGGCGCCUCAGGAAGUGGGCGGCCUUCAUGCGGAGCCGCAAAGAGUCUAAAGGCACUGCUCGCGGCGAGAAGGUUCCCGAGAACCUCAGUCAGGUCGUCGACAGCGACCCGCAGAAGUGGUUCGAGACCUGGGUGAAGCAGCAAUGCUCCUGGGGGAAGGUCGCCAUCGAGGAGAAGCGGAAGUCGUCGCAGACUUCUGACAUCAGCUCGGCUGGCGAGUGGACUUGGGGCUGGCAGAUCGACCAGCAAAUGCCGACGCAGGUUGCUGAAGCGCUGAAGCGGAGCGUGCGAGGCAACAGUCAGCAUCGUACGUGCCCUGGCGCCGAGAAUGCUACCGAGGAGGACCUCUCCUUCCUGGGGCAGUUCGGCCUCCGCCGCUUGCCUCCAUCCCUGUCAAUCUUUUCGCUGCCCCUGGAGAGAUUUUGCGCCGACGUCAUCGCGGGGGCAGCUGCUGCCUGCAGAGAGGCUCAGAUGCCCCGCUGCGCCGCGUCGCGCUGCUCGCAGUGUCCCGACGUGGGCGGCGAGAAAGGUGGCGCCGGGGAAGCCGCCGCUGCAGCGGAGCUGCUGCCCCCGGGCGGGCUGGCGGCAGGCGCCGGCGACGCUGGCGAGGCCCGGCCUUUCCACGUCUUGGCCGUUCCUCUUUUCAGCGCCGUCGCCCUGGAGUACGACUUCCAGUUCAUGUGGUGCAUACUGUGCCAGGUCCCUGCCCCGAGCUCUUCGGCCGCCGCGCUGCUCCGGCCCGUGCGGGAGCAGCCCCGAGCCCGGCCCGACGGCUCCGUGCCCCCUCGAUGCUCCAGCCGUUUGGGCUCCAGGCCGCUCCGGCGGCGCCCGCGCGCGGCGCGGCUGGCGGUGGCGUGGGGCGGGCGUGGGCAGGGCCCGGCGCCAGGGUUCGGACGCGCAGUCCAGCGCCCGCUCCGACGCUUCGGUUUGGUGCCGAUGGCGAGCUACGGCGAGGUCGACGUGGGCCUGCCUCCCGGAUUCGAGAACUUGGAGGAGGAGCUGGUGAAGUUCAUGGCCGGCGGGGCACCGCGGGGCUCGCCCGUGGCGCGCGGCCUCUCGGGCGAGGAGGGCGCCACCGUUGUGAUUGGCGACGGCACGGACGCCGACGAGGCGACCAAGCUGCUGGACAUGAGCCUCCAGUUCGAGGACAUCAUCCACAACAAAAGCCUCCUGAAGGGCGUGUACGAGAUGGGCUUCGUGAAGCCCUCGAAGAUUCAGGCCGCGGCGCUGCCGGUCAUCGCGCGCCGGGGCGAGGGCGGCCUCGGCCAGAGCAUGGUCGGGCAGGCGCAGAACGGCUCCGGCAAGACGGCCACCUUCGCCCUGGCGCUGCUGACGGCGCUGGACAUCGACCGCUGGGAGCCGCAGGCGAUGAUCAUAUGCCCCACCAGACGGACUGGCCACACAGGUUGA
Molecule: messenger RNA, 1846 nt
Organism: Prorocentrum cordatum
Lineage: Eukaryota; Dinophyceae; Prorocentrales; Prorocentraceae
Source: the annotation of a GenBank genome assembly